AUGAUGGAUUACAGCUCAGAUCGUGGCUAUGAUGACUCGUACCGUCGUGACAUACAAGACGAACAGCUACCACCGCAGGAUUACGAAGUGGAGACUGUUGAUGACCGGAGGAGCGGUGGGAUGCAGAUGAAGCAAUCCGUUGAGCAUCGCCAUUCUUCUUCGUCCAUGUCUUCUCCUGGGAAACUGUUCGUUGGUGGAGUUUCUUGGGAAACAACAGAAGAGAAAUUUGCGGAUUACUUUGGGAAGUUUGGAGAAGUUGUCGACUCUGUAAUCAUGACAGAUAGAAUGACUGGAAAGCCAAGGGGGUUUGGGUUUGUAACUUUUGCUGAUUCAGCUGUUGCAGAGAAAGUUUUGGAGGAAGAUCAUGUAAUUGAUGACCGAAAGGUUGACCUAAAAAGGACAGUUCCUAGAGGGGACAGGGAUAAUGAUAUCAAAGCGGUCUCAAAGACGAGGAAGAUCUUUGUUGGUGGACUUCCACCAUUUUUGGAACAAGAUGAACUGAAGAAGUAUUUCUGUGUAUAUGGUGACAUAGCUGAGCAUCAGAUCAUGUACGACCACCACAGUGGAAGGUCAAGAGGGUUUGGUUUUGUAACUUUUGAGACUGAAGACUCUGUGGACAGACUUUUCUCCGAUGGGAAAGUUCAUGAGCUCGGUGACAAACAGGUCGAAAUAAAGAGAGCUGAACCAAAGAGAACCGGGAGAGAUAACAGCUUUCGUGGCAAGUAUGAUCAGGAAGAUUGUUAUGGUGGGAAUGUGAAAGCAAAUGAUAACUACAAUAUGUAUUCGGGUUAUGGUGGUUAUGGCGGUUAUGGAGCCUACGCAGGGAACCCGAUGGUUAACACUGGAUUUUAUGGUUACGGUGGUGGGUAUGGCUAUGGUUAUGGGUAUGGAGGUCAAAUGUUUAACCUUGGCUAUGGAGGUGGCGGUUAUAGCCAUAUGGGUGGUGGUGGCUAUGGUGUUGCCGCUGCUGCUGCUGCUUAUGGAGGUGGAAAAGCUCAUGGAAACGGCAACAGCGGCUCAAGCGGUGGCAGAGGGAAUGGGACUAAUGGUUCAGGACCAGGUCGAUACCAUCCUUAUCAGAAGUAA
Microthlaspi erraticum is the source of this 1086-nucleotide messenger RNA. Lineage: Eukaryota; Viridiplantae; Streptophyta; Magnoliopsida; Brassicales; Brassicaceae. The record is from the annotation of a GenBank genome assembly.